This is a messenger RNA of Rhododendron vialii, 3835 nucleotides long. RefSeq names its product histidine kinase 1. NCBI's taxonomy places the organism in Eukaryota, Viridiplantae, Streptophyta, Magnoliopsida, Ericales, Ericaceae. The record is from RefSeq and is a predicted model, not a curated record. The coding region runs from base 147 to 3605 and encodes 1152 amino acids. Gene Ontology annotation, molecular function: phosphorelay sensor kinase activity. Gene Ontology annotation, biological process: phosphorylation; phosphorelay signal transduction system. The transcript has 13 exons.
UCUCUCUCUCUCUCUCUACUUGCAAAAUGUUCAGUUGCAAUCUCAUACUGGCUUGCUAUUUUGGAAGAUAGAAAUAGGAAAGAGAGUAGCUAGAUGGAACCCCCCUAUGAGCUCUGAAUCUCCACCACCUCACUCAAACCACACCAAUGGCUUCACAGCUGAAAAGGGUAUGCAAAAGAGUUUCUGACUUUUGCAAUUCUUGGGAAAGGAACCAAUCUCCCUCCAGAAGCCGAAGAACUUUCCAUAGAGAUGUUGAACAAGAAGAGUUCCCGUAUGCAAGUAGCCAUUGCCUUUCCUCAUACUACAGCGUCUUUGUAGUUCGCCUUACAAUCAUGGUGAUGCUAGCAAUUUUGAUAGGACUCCUAACCUUGCUAACAUGGCAUUUCACAAGGGUCUACACAGCAAAAUCGCUGGAAAAUCUAGCGUUUGGCCUCCGGUUUGAACUUCUACAACGUCCCAUACUGCGAAUGUGGAACGUCUUGAAUUCCACAGUUGAAAUAACCACAGCACAAGUAAAAUUGUCGGAGUCUGUCAUCAGACGGUACAGCAAGCCCGUUAAUCAAGCACAACAAGUGGAGCAGCUCUAUGAAGUGAUGAAGGAUGUGACAUGGGCUUUAUUUGCGAGUCGUAAGGCUCUAAAAUCGAUAACUAUAAAUUACAAAAACGGGUUUGUCCAAGCUUUCCAUAGGGAUCACAGGAGUAACAACACAUUCUACAUCUUUUCUGACCUUGUGAAUUACUCAAUCAGUGGUUCUUAUGACACAAACACCUUUUCAUCUCGCGGAGGGUGGAGCGAUCAAUCAGUUCGCAAUAACACCACUGCUGUUUGGUACCGGGAGCCGCUUGAUCCUGCCACCGGUGAAGGGAUAGGGAAACCAAGGAAAAUCCCUCCAGAUGAACAAAUCAAUAUUGCAGGGAUUUCACAAGUCCCAGAUGGUGCAGCAUCGUGGCACGUGGCAGUGAGUAAAUAUACAGAUUCGCCUUUGCUUUCAGCUGCAUUACCAGUUCGGGAUGCUGCUAAUGGGAGUAUUGUGGCAGUUGUGGGAGUUACUACCGCGCUUUAUAGUGUAGGCCAGUUGAUGAAAGAAUUAGUUGAGUUUCACAGUGGACACAUUUACUUGACCUCUCAAGAGGGAUGGUUGCUUGCUACUUCCACAAAUGCACCUCUGCUGAUGAAUUCAACAACAGGGCCUAAGCUUAUGAGGCCUACUGAUUCAAAUGAUCCUGUGAUACGUAUGGGAGCUGAGUUGUUGAAGAGGGAGUAUGGGAACAAGUUUCCUCAGAAUCAUGGGGUUCAUGUAGAGAAUGCAAGGCUUGGACACCAGCUUUAUUACAUUGACUCAUUUUUCCUUGACUUAAAGAGGCUUCCAAUGGUGGGGGUGAUUAUCAUUCCGAGGAAAUAUAUAAUGGGGAAGGUAGACGAGAGAGCCUUUAAAACGUUGGUAAUUUUGAUAUCGGCAUCACUGUGUAUCCUAGUUAUUGGAUGUGUUUGCAUCUUCAUAUUGACAAAUGGGGUGUCAAAGGAAAUGAAACUAAGAGCAGAGUUGAUAAGCCACUUGGAUGCAAGGAGAAAGGCAGAGGCCUCUAGCAACUACAAAAGCCAGUUUUUAGCAAACAUGAGUCAUGAACUACGAACACCUAUGGCUGCAGUGAUUGGACUGUUGGACAUCCUUAUGUGUGACGAUUAUCUGACAAACGAGCAAUUUUCAACGAUUACUCAAAUUCGUAAAUGCUCAACUGCAUUACUCCGGCUUCUCAACAAUAUUUUGGAUCUCAGUAAGGUCGAAUCUGGAAAACUAGUGCUGGAAGAAUCUGAGUUUGACUUAGGGAGAGAACUGGAAGGGCUCGUUGAUAUGUUCUCUGUGCAGUGCAUUAACCACAAUGUGGAGACUAUUCUAGACCUCUCCGAUGAUAUGCCAAGAUUAGUUCAAGGAGACUCCGCAAGAGUGGUUCAAAUAUUUGCAAACCUCAUCAGCAAUUCUCUCAAGUUUACAACAUCUGGUUACAUUGUUCUGCGGGGAUGGUGUGAGAAUCCAAACACUUGUAGUGACACCAGGAAGUUCCCCCUCGAUGCAAAGGAACCGUGGAAUACCCGUAAAAGGAAUUUGAAGCAAUAUGUAAACCACCCAAAGAGAUGCUGCAAGAACGAGAACAAAGUGGUUCUUUGGUUUGAAGUUGAUGAUACUGGUUGUGGAAUUGAUCCAUGCAAGUGGGAGUCGGUUUUUGAAAGCUUUGAACAAGCCGAUCCCUCAACAACUCGAAUGUAUGGUGGCACUGGUCUUGGCCUUUGCAUUGUUCGAACAUUGGUGAACAAGAUGGGCGGGGAGAUCAACGUGGUAAAGAAGAAUGGCCCGGGGACUCUGAUGCAAUUAUACAUGCAUCUCAGUACACCAGCAGAUAAUAUAGGAAAGCAUUGUCAACUGAAAUUCACAGAACAUAACUUGAUGGUUUUGCUUGCACUGAAUGGCAGAAUGGGAAGAUUGAUCAUGUCCCAAUGGUUACAGAAAAAUGAAGUAUCCACGAGGGAAGCAUCCGAAUGGAAUGAGCUGACACAAAUUCUCCAGGAAAUCUUUCAAGCCAAAAGUUAUGCAGAACCUAGAGAAUAUUCAAAAGCCGAAUCGUUCAAUAAACAAAACGCAAAGGAUUCCAUUUUCCUCAUAGUUGUCGACAUUGGCUUACUUGACUUGAACACAGAUGUAUGGAGGGAACAACUGAAUUUCCUCAAUACAUACUGUGGGAAAGCAAAAUUUGCUUGGAUACUAAACCACGACACUUCCAAUACAAUUAAGUUGGAGCUUCGUAGUAAAGGGCAUCUAUUGAUGGUUAAUAGACCUCUAUACAAGGCAAAAAUGAUCCAGAUUUUGGAAGCUGUAGUUAAGGAGAAAAAUCUUGAGCUUCAAAACAAAUUAAACUCCUUCAAAUCUACAAAAGAAGAAGGUGAUUUGCAUGUAUGUCUUGAAAUGGACUCCAUUCGAUAUGAUGCAGCCAGUUCUGAUGAUUCUGAUAAGCCAGAAAUGGAACCUUCUGCUUGUCCAUCACAGUCUGAGACAGUUAACAAUUGCUUUGUUAACGAUUUUACUCCAAAUGAUCAAAAUCGUACCAGAUCCAAAUUUUGCGAGAACCCGAAAAGCCUGGAACUAAGUUGUUCUAGUAAAGUCGUUAAUGGACAGAAAUCUCUUGAAGGACUAAGAAUACUGCUAGCGGAAGACACACCGGUACUACAGAGGGUUGCAACAAUAAUGCUGCAAAAGUUGGGGGCUAGUGUGGUGGUUGUGGGAGAUGGAAUGCAGGCUGUGGAUGCUUUAUCUGCCUUGGAAAAUGACUAUGCAAGAAAUGAAACUAAAAUUGGGGAAUGCCCUUCGUACGACUUGAUCCUAAUGGAUUGUCAAAUGCCAAAGAUGGAUGGUUAUGAAGCAACAAAGGCAAUUCGGAAAUCGGAAAUGGAAAGUGGUUCACACAUCCCAAUCGUUGCGCUGACAGCUCAUGCCAUGUCAUCGGAUGAGGCCAAAUGCUUGGAGGUGGGCAUGGAUGCGUAUCUAACGAAACCAAUUGACAGCAAGCUGAUGGUGUCCACCAUCCUUUCGCUAACAAGGAGAACCGCCUAGCCUUUACAUCCAAGCAAUCAUUUUACACAAACCAGAGCUAACACACUGGUUAUGCUAUGCAGUGCAUUUGAUGCAUCCAAAAAGAUGGUAACUUACAGCGAAAGCAAUUUUAUUAGUGCAAGUUGUACGAAAAUAUGUUUCAUAGCUGAGUAGGCGACUUUAGUUCUUUGUAAUACUUGUGUUUCCAAUUCGAACAACUUUAAACGUACAUAAGUAACGUAAUUAACCUA